Messenger RNA from Monoraphidium neglectum, 1452 nucleotides. RefSeq lists its product as hypothetical. The record is from RefSeq and is a predicted model, not a curated record. NCBI's taxonomy places the organism in Eukaryota, Viridiplantae, Chlorophyta, Chlorophyceae, Sphaeropleales, Selenastraceae. Gene Ontology annotation, cellular component: plasma membrane. The coding region runs from base 1 to 1452 and encodes 483 amino acids. The transcript is spliced from 6 exons.
AUGGGCAAGCCUCAAAAUACAAGCGAAGACGCGGUAGUGUCGAUAGAUGUGGCCUCUAAGGUCGACGUUGGUGGAAGCCCUGCGGAAGAGCGGCGCCGCACGGCCACAUGGCAGGACGCAGCGUACCACUCUGUCACCGGGAUGGUGGGCGCCGGCGUGCUGGGCCUGCCCAGCACGUUUGUGUCACUCGGAUGGGCUGGUGGCAUCAUCACCCUGUUAAUCAGCUUCUGGGUGUCCUGGUAUACCUACAGGCAGCUCGUCUACAUGCACGAGCUGCCAGCCCCAGACGCCGACCCCGAGGCCGCCGCAGCGCAGCCCGGGCCCGAACCAGGGGCCAAGGGCGAGCAGUCGCGGGUAGUCCGCUUCGAUCGGUACCAAGAGCUCACCACACACGUGUUCGGCAAGCGCGCUGGGCGGUGGGCGCUGAUGCCGUUCCAGGCCGCGGUCCUCGUUGGCAUCGCGAUCACGUACACAGUCGUCGGCGCGGAGGACAUGCAUGCGGUCGUAAAGGACUACAGCCCCGCUGGCGGCCCGCCAGCCAUUCCCCUCUGGGCCUGCUUCCUCAUCUUCGCCGCCCUCCAGCUGCUGCUGUCGAUGCUGCCCGACUUUUCGGCUCUCGGCGUGGUCAGCCUGCUGGGGGCGGUGAUGAGCGUCGGCUACUGCGCGAUCGCCACAGGCCUGGCGGGGGCGUUCAGUGCGGAGGGCGGCGCGGCGCCGGUCGUGUAUUCCCAACCGCUGACCGACCACAGCGCCAUGGCGGUGACGAACCGGGUCAUCGAUGUGUUCGCGGCGAUAUCGACGAUCCUGUUCGCCUAUGGCGGCCACAACGUGGCCCUGGAGAUUCAGGCCACCCUGCCCAGCCCCCCCACCGCCCCCCGCAUGAUGCGCGGCGUCAACGCCGCGUUCAUUGUGACGGGCGCCCUCUACUUCGCCGUCUCGAUCAGCGGCUUUGCGGCGCUCGGCGUCGGCACGGGGUCCAACAUCAUCCUGUCCCUCACCAAUGGUCCCCUGUGGGUGCGCAAUGUGGCGCGGAUCUUCGUGGUUGUGCACGUCCUCGCCGCGUACCAGGUGUACACCCACCCGGUGUUCGACUGGAUUGAGAGCGCCGCCGGGAAGCUUCCCGCCGUCGGCCGCGCUUUCAGCUACGGCAGCUGGGCGUCCCGCCUUGUACUGCGCACUCUGUACGUGGCGAUUAUAACCGUCGUGGCCCUGUUGAUCCCCUUCUUCACGGACCUCAUGGCGUUCAUAGGCGCGGUGGCCAUCACCCCCACCACCUUCCUGCUGCCGCCGCUGCUGUGGCUCCUGGUCAAGCGGCCGCGCCGCUGGGGCGCGGAGUGGGCGCUCAACUGGGUGCUGGUCGUCGCGACGGGCGUGAUAGGGGUGCUGGGCGCGAUCUCGGGGCUGUGGCUGAUCGUCUCCCACGCCAGCAGAUACCACUUGUUUGCUGCCUAG